Drosophila rhopaloa is the source of this 1176-nucleotide messenger RNA. RefSeq names its product 26S proteasome non-ATPase regulatory subunit 9. Lineage: Eukaryota; Metazoa; Arthropoda; Insecta; Diptera; Drosophilidae. The coding region runs from base 116 to 778 and encodes 220 amino acids. Gene Ontology annotation, molecular function: protein binding. Gene Ontology annotation, cellular component: cytoplasm; nucleus. Gene Ontology annotation, biological process: proteasome regulatory particle assembly. The transcript is spliced from 3 exons. The record is from RefSeq and is a predicted model, not a curated record.
CCAGGGCUGCAAAGCACACCCGAUUGUUGUUGUUUUUGGCGAGACGAGGCGAAAGAAGUAAAUAUAACAAAUUAUAUUUUAAAAAACCACUGGAAUAUUAAACGACGGGAAAGUCAUGGACACAGGGAUCACCACCAAGGAGCGACUGGAGCGUUUAAUGGCCGCGAAGAAGCAACUGGAGGGACAGAUCAGCAAAAACGGACAGAUCCUGGCCGCCAACGACAAUGUGGGCAUGACCGGUUCGCUGGUGGAUUUGGAGGGCUUUCCUCGUAACGACAUCGACAUUUACCAGGUGCGCCAGGCUCGCCAAACGAUCAUCUGCCUGCAAAAUGACCACAAGGAGUUGAUGAACCAGAUCCAGAGCCUGCUUAACCAAUAUCACAGUGAGAUCGCCACCACUGAUCCCGAGCUGGUAAAUCGCGCUUCCGCUUUGGAUUUGGAUAGCGACCGAUCACAAGGAGGAGCUAAUCUAGCUGAUCUUGCACCUGCUCGCGCCAUCGUUGUGGUCAACCUAGUCAGUCCCGAUUCCCCCGCCGAGAAAGCUGGACUUUGUGUGGGUGAUGCCAUCCUCCGUUUCGGUUCAGUCAAUAGCAACAAUUUUAAGGGAGAUCUCGGUCAGAUUGGCGAGGUGGUGCGAAACAUGCAGAACCAGAAUGUACAACUCAAAGUGAAGCGCGCAGAGCAGCAGCUGGAUUUGAUCCUGGUCCCAAAAACUUGGAGUGGACGCGGCCUUCUCGGCUGCAACAUCGUCCUGCCUCCGGAGGCCAUGGAGCACUGAUUUAGUUACCCCUUAAGCUUUGACGGAAUUGCCAGUGUACAUUUGGUCUGCAUUUAAUUAACGGCUCAUGGCCAGGCCACCAAACAUGUUUGCUCUAAAUUGUUACAAUUGAUUUUUGGAUUGGUAGCCUGGUUUUAGACGGGUUCACAGGCCAAUUUAGGUGGAGUCAUCUCGGUGAUUGACAGCCAGGUCACUGUGCCAAGGAACAACACUCCGUUGGCCCAAGGUAGGUGAAGCAUUACGACACAUAAAGGGUACUAAUUAUAAUUCAGGGGAAGAUGAGUAAUGGCUAGAGUUUUAGUAAGUUAUCAGUUCUUUCGAAUUAAUAUGUAAAAAAAACGAACGCUUAACCAUUCAAAAAUAAAUAAUUUGUGUCUAACAAUGUGGUACAACUCCUA